Molecule: messenger RNA, 1029 nt
Organism: Camponotus floridanus (Florida carpenter ant)
Lineage: Eukaryota; Metazoa; Arthropoda; Insecta; Hymenoptera; Formicidae
Product: MKI67 FHA domain-interacting nucleolar phosphoprotein-like
Exons: 4
Coding region: 115-777 (220 amino acids)
Biological process (GO): maturation of LSU-rRNA from tricistronic rRNA transcript (SSU-rRNA, 5.8S rRNA, LSU-rRNA)
Cellular component (GO): nucleolus
Molecular function (GO): RNA binding
Source: RefSeq, a predicted model, not a curated record
CUGGUUUUGUCCUCUCUUUCUAUAACCUUUCUUCGUCCACUAUAAUAUAGGGUAAGCAGUGGUGAAAUUGGUUCCUGUGUUUUAAAUAAAUCUCGUGCAUUUUGAGAGAAAAACAUGAAAGUAAAAAAAGACGAUACGGUGCGGAAAAUAUCGAGGCCAAAAGCAGGCGAUAAUCUCGAAAGAGCUGUUAAAAAUGUGCAACAUAUUUUGAAGAAAAAGAAAGCAGAAGCUAAAGCUGCUAAGAAAAAGAAAACAAGUUUAACAAAAUGUACAUCUAAAUCUAAACAAUUUAAAGUGAAAAGGAGACGUAAAGGGAUAGUUUAUGUAGGACACAUACCUCAUGGAUUUUAUGAAGAGCAAAUGAAAGAUUAUUUUAAACAGUUUGGAAAAGUAACACGAAUACGAGUGGCACGAUCCAAGAGAACUGGGAAAAGUCGUGGAUAUGGUUAUAUAGAAUUCCUUCAUCCAGAAGUUGCAAAGGUUGCAGCAGAAAGUAUGAAUAAUUAUCUCAUGUGUGGGAGAUUAUUGAAAGCCACAUAUAUUCCACCUGAGAAACAGCACUUUGGAUUUUUCAUGGGAUUAAAUUGGACAGAAAAUACAUAUCCCAAAUUAGAAAAUAGGAGAAAGAUGGUCCUACGUAAAAAUCGUGAUCAAAGUACCGAAAAUUAUAAAAGCUACAUUGAAAAAUCACUUAAUAAACUUUCUACAUUAGAAGGUAAGCUACAAGAGAAAGGAAUUAAUAUAAAAUUUCAACCUAUUGAUGUACCAAAGUUAUAACAAAUAAUGAAAGUUAUAACUUGAUUUUAUAUUACUGUAAAAAAAUAUGUGGUACAUCAUUUAUGUAUUGGAAGAAUAAUGAAAAUUUAUAAGGUAAAUACAAGUCUCUAUUAUACUUGUAACAAUAAACAUUAAAUUUGUAAUACUUCUAUAAAUGAUAUCUAUCAUUAUGUACAAUUACAUCUAAGUGUUGUAUACUAAAUUAUCGAUACUUGAAAAAUAUAUCACGAUACAGUAGCGGUUUCCUAUACA